This is a messenger RNA of Oikopleura dioica, 1146 nucleotides long. NCBI's taxonomy places the organism in Eukaryota, Metazoa, Chordata, Appendicularia, Copelata, Oikopleuridae. The record is from the annotation of a GenBank genome assembly.
AUGAUUUUCUUUUCCCUCCUUUUUUCCUUUUCUUCUGCUUUAUGGCCCCCAGAGAGUUGGCAAGAACCACGUGUAAUCAGAAUAACUAGCUGGUACUUCAACAACUCAGUAGAAUGGUCAGAGGACUAUCGAAACUGGUCUCUUCCCCAAACGCUUGAGCUUGAAGAAGAGUUGACAGCUCAAAUAGAGUGGAAAAUUGGCGGACCAGGGAUCGACAUUGACAUUCUUUGGUUCGACGAAGGGUUGACAGAGAAUUCGAUGGUUGGAACAGCUGCUUAUUUCUCGCGAUUCGAGCUAACCGAAGAAAAUUUUCAUAAAUAUGAGGAAGAUUUGAUGGCUCAAAUGGAAGAAAAUCCCGAAAGCUUCCCAGAGCACGAAGACUCCAAUGAAAUCGAAACAGAAAUCGCAACUUUACUGAAUCCAAUGUGGUUUGAAGGCGAAAUCUACUUUAUUGGAAAUAUAAGUUGCGAUAUCAUUGAUCUUCAAAUUGAUGUGAACAAGAUUUUAUGUCAAUAUCUCUGGUCCGAGAAAAAUGAAGGUUGUUCAACAUCAAAUUUCGAACGAAGCGAUGAUUACCCAGAAAACCAUUUUUUCUUUCAAGGCGAAGUCAAAGAUCUUUUUCAUCGCAAGCAAUCGAGAAUCGCGGUUCCUAAUUUUGAUGAAUCAUUUGUUGGUGGAGUUUACCCGUUCGACCUCGCUUCUUACUUUUGGAACCGACAAGAGUUCAUGAAUUUAACAUUUAAUUGCAUUACGACUGAGAAUUACCCGGUUCUUUACAAACUUGAAGCCGAUUAUGAUACAGUCACGAUGUACGAGUAUAUAUAUUUCUUGAUUGGAGCCGGAGUUUUUCUGAUUGCCAUUUCUUGGGCUUCUUUUGGCUGCUGCUUCUCGCAAAGAUGCGUUCGAAUUUCCUCCUUGAUUCCAAUUCUCCUCAUAGCCGCUUUGGCGACUCUGUCAUUCCUUCUCUGGUUCAACUUCGACAACGAAUUCCAAACCUUCUACAUGUUUCCGACUAGCAUCACACUCGCCGUCUUAUUGCUUAUUUAUGCGCCUUGUGCUUGCUGCUGUCUCAGUGGAAAACGAAGAAAAAUCGUCAUAAAAACGGCAAAAUCGGAAAAAGAAAAAGUCGGCCUGUCAAAACUCUAA